AUAGAAUUGAAGGUUUAAAAAACAUAAUUAAACACUGGGAAAACAUCAAGAAAUAAUUAUUAUACCCGUAGGAGAAUCAUUAAACAAGAAUCAAAACAGUGAUAAUAUGACACCUACUAAAUUAAUUUUGGAUAAAAAUAUGGUUCAGUCAUCUGUAGCAGUUGUUCAUAGUUCACCUAUUAAUUCGAUACAGCACCAUAAAAUGUUGAGUGAAGCUGUUCAUAACACAUCAACAAGUUUGUCAUACAAUCCAGACUUGAUGAUAUCUGAACUGCAUUGUGUAAAACCUCAUAAUGUUAAACAAGGAACAGGUUUAGAUAUUUCUAGCAUUAUAAUUCCUACUACUAAACGUAGAGGAAAACCUAAGGGAGCUCUACAAACAGUCAUUGGUUUAAAAAAAAAUAGAAAAGUCUAGCAAUCAGUCA
This is a messenger RNA of Aphis gossypii (cotton aphid), 425 nucleotides long. RefSeq lists its product as uncharacterized. NCBI's taxonomy places the organism in Eukaryota, Metazoa, Arthropoda, Insecta, Hemiptera, Aphididae. Bases 107 to 415 code for a protein of 102 amino acids. The record is from RefSeq and is a predicted model, not a curated record. The transcript is spliced from 6 exons.